Oppiella nova is the source of this 425-nucleotide messenger RNA. NCBI's taxonomy places the organism in Eukaryota, Metazoa, Arthropoda, Arachnida, Sarcoptiformes, Oppiidae. The record is from the annotation of a GenBank genome assembly.
UCCUCGACAGCAGAAGGGCUGAGAAUCCGCGAUGUCUUACGAUAUAUAAGAACCAAAUGCGGUCUCAAAUCAAUAAGAUUCUCACAAUCGGUGCCUAUUCUACACAAAACUGUUUCGACGAAUUCGUUGUCUAUCUUAAUGAUAAGGCUUCACUCGACGAUAUAUUCACACCAAUUGAGAUGUCUCUCAGCUAUUCACUCAUCCAAUUGCGGACAAAAAACAAUACGUUUUGUGCUAAAUGUCCGAUAAUUAAAGACAAUAAAGUGGUGACAAAUGAGAUACACUUCCAAACGGGUUGUAGAGUGGAUGAGAAAUGUGUCUCAAAACUGAAAAUAUCGACCAAAACUUUACUCAAUAAUAAGCCCUAUAAGAGAAGUGAUGUCAUAUGGGAAGGACAUCAUCGGACUUUAACUUUAGUGACAACU